Molecule: messenger RNA, 3171 nt
Organism: Musa acuminata subsp. malaccensis (wild Malaysian banana)
Lineage: Eukaryota; Viridiplantae; Streptophyta; Magnoliopsida; Zingiberales; Musaceae
Product: clathrin interactor EPSIN 3
Biological process (GO): endocytosis
Cellular component (GO): endosome; clathrin vesicle coat; plasma membrane
Molecular function (GO): clathrin binding; phospholipid binding
Source: RefSeq, a predicted model, not a curated record
CCUUCUUUCCCCUCUUUUUCUUCGUCUCAUUCCUCCCCGUCCUCUUCCCAGGCCGCGUCGGAGAGGAAAGAGAGAAACCCUAGGGCUCGUCGGUGGAUCGCUGGCGAAUCCAUUCCACCGAUCUCCGAUUCUAUUUGCUUGAUUCCUCCUCCGAUCUCUUGUCCCCCUCUGCGACCCGUUCUUGGUCGGAUCUGGGUCGCCAAGAUCAUCGACUCCCGAGGUUUUCGAUAGGAGAUACUGUCUGAUUUCCUUCAUAUAUACUGUGGAAACUUCUAAGAACAACUGGUUAGGUUCUUUUGGAUUGCUUACAAAAGAAAAUUCAAAGAAGGCUGCUGAAAGAGGAAGUGUUCUUGAUCAACAAGGAUCAUGAAGAAAGCUUUUGAUCAAACUGUCCGGGACCUAAAACGGGAGGUGAACAAGAAAGUUCUGAAGGUCCCCAAUAUAGAGCAGAAGAUUCUUGAUGCAACCAGCAAUGAGCCUUGGGGACCACAUGGAUCGCUUCUGGCAGAUAUUGCACAGGCAACCAGAAACUAUCAUGAAUACCAGAUGAUCAUGAAUGUGAUAUGGAAGAGGAUCAAUGACACAGGAAAAAACUGGCGGCACGUUUACAAGGCACUGACUGUUUUGGAGUACCUUGUUGCACAUGGAUCUGAACGCGUGAUUGAUGAAAUGAAGGAGCAUGCAUACCAAAUAUCAACUUUAUCAGACUUCCAGUAUAUUGAUUCAAGUGGAAGGGAUCAGGGAAACAAUGUUAGAAGGAAAUCCCAGAGUCUUGUAGCUCUAGUGAAUGAUAAAGAAAGAAUACAGGAAGCUCGGCAAAAAGCUGCUGCUAACAGGGACAAAUAUCGAAGUACGUUUUCAACUGGUAGACCUGGUUCACAUGGAGGCUAUGGUGAUCGUUAUGAUGAUGAUCGUUCUGCUAGUAGAGAUGAAGACCGAUAUGGUAAUGGAAAGGAAAGAGAAUGGGGAUAUAGAGAUGAUGACAAAUAUGGUAGAGGUCGGGACUCUUAUGGCGGAGAGGGGGAUCGAUAUGGUAGGUCUGCUGAUGAACGUUCUGGCAGAGAUGGUUACAGAGAUGAUGACUAUAGAAGAGGUCGUGGAAAUGAUGAUUAUCAGUAUGGUUCAAGAAAUAGGAGCCUCAGCAGAGACCGUUCCCUUGAUGAUGAUGACCGCUCAUCUCGAAGUGGAGGCGGCAGAGCUGACAAUCUUCCUCAUGAUGAAAGGCAGCUGGACCGUAGGCUUUCUGAGCAGAGUAUUGGUGCACCACCAAGCUAUGAAGAAGUUGCAAAAGAUGCUCAAAAUCAUGUAAAAGAAGAUAGAAAUGAAAGUGAUUUCACAGCAGCUGCGCCAAAAGCAUCUUCGCCAUCAGCUCCUAGAGCAAACUCUUCUUCAGAAGGUAGGAACCAAACUUCUUCACCUUUUGCACCAGCAGCAAGCUCUCCUUUUACAAACCAAGGCUCAGGCCAUGCUCCGGCUGGUGUAUCUGCAUCAACAAACAACAAUGAUAACGGUUUUGAUGAGUUUGAUCCACGUGGUAUGGCAUCAGCUGCUCCACCUGCUGCGGGUAGUCAUGAGAUGGACUUAUUUGGAUCAGCAUCAGCAUCAGAUCCUAUUUAUUCUCUGGCAUUGGUGCCAUUGACUACAACUAACAGUGGUACUGAAGCUGAUCUUCCUGCAAAUUCAAGUUUUGCGACAGAUUUUGUUGCUGCAUCAUCGGCAUCUGCUGUAUUCAGCCAGGCUGGUGAAAAUCCUUUUGGGGAUCCUCCUUUUAUAGCUACUCAAGAAAAUUUUCCCAAUCAGCAAGAGAUUUUUCCACCAGUCUCUUCCUUCAAUUCAAUUUCAUCUGGAGGUGCUGAAAUUCUUGCACCUGCAGCUCCCAAGAUUGAAACAACCACAAGCUUUGACUUUGAUGGCUCUUUUGGUGGUGUUACUUACAAUCCUGUAUCGGAUGGUCAACAAAGCUCUUUUGCUGGUCCUGCUAUGUUAACUUCAGAAGCACCUGUGACCCAGCCGAAUAAUAUAUCAGGUAUGCUUGCCCCACAAACAGGAUUCACGGCCUCAGUAAUUCCGCAGGAAUCCCGGGUAGCAACAACAGAUGUCCUGGGCAACCCUCUUCUACAGUCAGGUCCACCAGCUAUUUUUGCAUCACAGGUGACUCAAUUUACUGCACAGGAGGCUCGUCCUAUUGCUCCAACAAAUCCACAGACCACCCAGCCGAACCUUCUUUCACAGUCUGGCUUGCAGGCUCCUCCUAUGGAAGUGACCGCUUCUACAUCAUCUUUGACACCCGUGAAAGCUGUUUCUUCAAAAGAUAAGUUCGAGACCAAGUCAACGGUGUGGGCUGACACAUUGAGUCGAGGACUAGUCAAUCUGAACAUAUCUGGAUCUAAAAUUAAUCCUCAUGCGGAUAUUGGAAUUGACUUUGAUUCUAUAAAUCGGAAAGAGAAAAGGAAAGAAGAGAAGAAGGUAUCUGCAACCCCAAUAUCUACAACCACAAUGGGCAAAGCUAUGGGAUCUGGUUCUGGCAUUGGCCGCGCCGGUGCAAAUACCCUCAUCCGCCCCGCCAAUCCCACCAUGGGCAUGGGCAUGAUGGGUGGUGUUGGUAUGGGAAUGGGCAUGAUGGGUGGUGGUGGUAUGGGAAUGGGCACGGUGGGUAAUGGUGGUAUGGGAAUGGGUGGUUACGGUGGCAGCAUCAAUCAACCUAUGGGCAUGGGAAUGCCGCCACGACCGCCGAUGGGAACCCCUAUGGGUGGAACUGGUAUGCCUGGGGUCGGAUACAAUCCCAUGAUGGGUAUGGGCAACUAUGGUUCGCAGCAACCAUAUGGAGGUGGAUAUAGGUAAGGAGAUCCUCAUUCCAAGAAAUAAUUAGACUGUAUGGUGUAACUAGUUGAUACCAGCAUCAUCGUAUUUGCUAUCUUGGUUGGAGAUGUAUCUGCUGAUGUGUUUGAUAAUGGUCUUGGUAUUUCAAACAUUACUAGUGGUCUCGUUGUACAUGAGUCGGUCAUUGCUCUGUUGUAGCCGUCACAUGGGUGAUGUAUGGGGUUAUAUUGGUCGUAGAGUGACUCCUUUUUUGUGAAUUUUGGAAGAAGAUUUGUUUCAGCAUUCAUGCUGAAUAGGAAAAUAAAGAUUCAUUAUUAGUAAUUUCACAAUGAAAUAUUUGCUCUAGUACUA